GUUGCAGACCAUUAAAUAAACUCAAUUUACUUGUGUAUCUUCAUUCUUUCAUUGUAUACGAUAAAUGUAUCACACUGAACGAAUCAAAGGGUUUAAAAAAGCUCAUUAACAGCAUGGGAAAUAUGAAGAUGGUGAAUCAAUCGCCUAACCAAGUGAAUAGUGUGCUGAACAGGAGACGGAACCGAUUCAUUGCAAAGGUGCUAGUGACUGUUAUGACGCAAAUAUUUUUCACCAUAUUUACGAUUGCGAUAGUGGAGUCAAUACCUAAAGCGACAAUUUAUCUCUAUGGACAGAUCUGGGUGAGCUUUUUCCUUAGCGCUGUGUCAAUUGGAAUUACACUUACGGUUUUCCUCGUAAGAGAUCUUCAGCAUAAGGAGCCAUACAACUACCUACUACUUAUCGGCUUCACAAUCAGCUUCGAUGGAGUGAUAACCUGCCUUUCAAUUUUUACGCAUGGAAUGUUCAUAUUCAUAAGUUGGAUAAUUGCUAUCAGUUUAUCAUUUGUGUCGUAUUUAUUCGGCCUACAAAUUGAAGAAGAUUUGACGAAGAGGCUUAAUUUAUUCGUCAUUUAUUGUGGAUGCGUUAUCAUUGUUGGAUUUAUUGUCUGUGGUAUUCUGUAUGGUCUGCAACUUGAUUGGGUUGUGCAACAUAUCAUCACACUUUUCGUUCAAGCUAUUAUUGUUCCCUUGAGUGUGAUUGAAUACCAGAUGCUCAUAGGAAACAGAUAUAUUUCCUACUCUAUGAAUGAUUAUAUUCUAGCUUCAAUAUUUCACUGGAUACUAGUCACCUUGUGUUAUGCAGGAUUCAUGUUUCAAUUUGUCGAUGUGUGGUUAUAAUUUGUCGAGUAUAAAGCAAUAAUAUAAGGACAUAAUAAACCCUGGUAUUAUGAUACAUUUUGCUUUUUUACUUGAACAAACCACGGUAUCACGUAUGUCUUAGUAACCAUCUACUGAAUUAUUAAAGAUGUAUCAUGUAGGGCAUUUCGCAGAGUUACAACAUGUAGAGGUGGUGUAGAUAAACCAAAAUUAUUUCGGCCUUGAAACGUAUCAC
Molecule: messenger RNA, 1050 nt
Organism: Trichobilharzia regenti
Lineage: Eukaryota; Metazoa; Platyhelminthes; Trematoda; Strigeidida; Schistosomatidae
Source: the annotation of a GenBank genome assembly